Messenger RNA from Zonotrichia leucophrys gambelii, 1674 nucleotides. RefSeq names its product bublin coiled coil protein (gene BBLN). Bases 54 to 335 code for a protein of 93 amino acids. The record is from RefSeq and is a predicted model, not a curated record. Lineage: Eukaryota; Metazoa; Chordata; Aves; Passeriformes; Passerellidae. The transcript has 2 exons.
CGUGCACGGGCGCGCCGUGCGGGCGGCGCCGAGGCGCGGGCGGGCGCGGCGGGAUGUCGGGGCCCAACGGAGACCCGCACGUGUUGGGCGGCGGCGCCGGCGACGAGGGCGACGAGGGCGGGGACACCUUCGAGGAGGAAGAAUAUGCAGCAAUAAACUCCAUGCUGGACCAGAUCAACUCCUGCUUGGAUCACCUGGAGGAGAAGAACGAUCACCUCCACAUCUGCUUGAAGGAACUGCUGGAGUCCAACCGCCAGACCCGGCUGGAGUUCCAGCAGCAGAGCAAGCAGCUGAACACAGGAGCUGAUGUGCAGGGAUCCCAGCCUCCUGCCUAGAGUCUGACCACACACACAGCUGGUGUUGCUAAAGGACAGUUACUGGUCACCAAUUUAAUGUAAAACUUGAAUAGCAGAGGUGCCUCGUUUCUGUUACUUGUUCCUUUCUGUGUUGUAUCCUGCCAUCAUCUCCAUGUUCUGUUUUCCUUUAGCUGUGAGACAGGUGCAGAAGCACAAAGGUGGCUGUAGGAGAGCUGGUUCUUUCUGCUCCCCAACAUGAGCCUGACACUCACACUUGGUUAGAGCUGAUUGUAGGAAACCUGAGCCCAUGCAGGUAGUUUGCAGGCAGGCCCUCUUCACAAAGUGGAAAAAUUAUCCCUGCUCUCUUUUUCUUAAAUCCAACAAGGAGUAUUAUGGCUUUACCCCCUUUGGCAGGGGCUGUCCUGACUCCAGGCUUGUCCCUAAGUGUAAUGACACUGGAGAAGAUGAUUGAGCCCUGAGGAGGGCUUAGGGUAGCUGCUGCCUUGAAGCUACAGCUUCUUCUCCCUUAGUCACAUUAACUGUGAUGUAUGAAAUACUGGCAUGUGGUUCCAGAUCACUGGACACUUCCACUCCAUUCCAAGCAGAUAAGACAAACUACCAGGGUGAUGCUUCUGACCAUUGUAACUGGAAGCUGCCUCACUCCUUCAGCUGCCAUUAAGGACCAAGGUGUGGAGAGAGGCAGAGCAGCCUGGUGAGGGUGAGCCCCCACCACAGCAUCAGCAACAGAGAGCAGAGCCCUCCCUGCACAUUCUGACAAGGCACGAGAGGUUUGCUCUGUACUUUGUGAUCCUGUCAGUAUGUCCUAGAGCCAGCACUUGUGAAGCAAGUCUUACUGUUCUACUUAUGUAGUGUUAAAGGAGUUUUUUGGAAAGUUAAAAGAGGUUAUUUAAAAGAAAUCCGUUUUAUUAAAAUCAGUUUGAAACAAACUUUGUUCCUGAGAGUCUCCACUAUGAGAACAGAUUGGAUUAAGCCUUGUGGUAUUAACAAAGGACCAAGGUGCAUGUUUUUGCCUAGCUUAGGACUUGUCCAAGACUGCUUGUCCAACAGUGUGUAUCUUAGAAAGGAAAGUGUUCUGAGAAGCAGAAUUCAGCAGAGUCUCAAGAGAUAAACAUUUUCUCUGGAAAGGAAACGAGAGGAACUACAAAGAAUUCUUAAAUCUGCAUCUAUCACUCCGUGACGUUUGUCCCCUAUGGAAAUCCCAUUACCAUCUUCUUUCAGGUUCAACAAUCCCAAGCCUCAGUCUUUCCACAUAACUGCUGUAUCCCAACUGUACAAGUAAUAAGCAACACUAUCCUGUAUUAGACACGCUAAAGCCAGGCUUAUUUAUUCUUAAAAUAAAAACAGCAGUAAAGUUGAA